Molecule: messenger RNA, 2473 nt
Organism: Phyllostomus discolor (pale spear-nosed bat)
Lineage: Eukaryota; Metazoa; Chordata; Mammalia; Chiroptera; Phyllostomidae
Gene: VPS26C
Product: VPS26 endosomal protein sorting factor C
Exons: 8
Coding region: 94-987 (297 amino acids)
Biological process (GO): intracellular protein transport
Cellular component (GO): endosome
Source: RefSeq, a predicted model, not a curated record
AGGGGGCGGGGCCCGUGCCGGAGGGAGGGGUCCUCCCUUUUUCUCCUCUGGUCACGUGUGGCAGGAAGUGGCGCCUGCAGCGGAGUUCUGGAGAUGGGGACCUCCCUGGACAUUAAGAUUAAGAGAGCGAACAAGGUUUACCAUGCCGGGGAAAUGCUGUCGGGUGUGGUGGUCGUCUGCGGGAAGGACUCGGUCCAGCACCAGGGCGUCUCUCUGACCGUGGAAGGCACCGUGAACCUGCAGCUCAGCGCCAAGAGCGUGGGGGUGUUCGAAGCGUUCUACAAUUCGGUGAAGCCCAUCCAGAUCAUCAACAGCACCAUCGAAAUGGUGAAGCCGGGGAAGUUCCCGGGCGGCAAGACGGAGAUUCCGUUUGAGUUUCCCCUGCACGGGAAGGGCAGCAAAGUCCUGUACGAGACGUACCACGGCGUGUUCGUCAACAUCCAGUACACACUGCGCUGUGACAUGAGGCGGUCUCUGCUGGCCAAGGACCUGACGAAGACCUGCGAGUUCAUCGUCCACUCUGCUCCCCAGAAGGGGAGACUGACCCCGAGCCCCGUGGACUUCACCAUCACACCCGAGACCCUGCAGAACGUCAAAGAGAGGGCCUCGCUCCCCAAGUUCCUCGUCAGGGGACGCCUGGACUCGACCAGCUGCGUCAUCACGCAGCCGCUGACGGGCGAGCUGGUGGUGGAGAGCUCGGAGGCCGCCGUCCGGAGCAUAGAGCUGCAGCUGGUCCGCGUGGAGACCUGCGGGUGUGCGGAAGGCUACGCCCGCGACGCCACCGAGAUUCAGAACAUUCAGAUCGCCGACGGGGACGUGUGUCGGGGCCUCUCCAUCCCCAUAUACAUGGUCUUCCCCCGGCUGUUCACCUGCCCCACGCUGGAGACCACCAACUUCAAAGUGGAAUUUGAGGUGAACAUCGUGGUGCUGCUGCAGGGCGACCACCUCAUCACGGAGAACUUCCCGCUGCGGCUCUGCAGGGUGUAGCCCCCCCGUGGGGCCCGCGGGGGCCAGGCCCAGCACACAGCGCCUUCCUCGGCGGCCCUGCCCCAGACCUGGGCCUGGCCCCCACGUCCCAGUCACCCUCUUCCUCGUUUCCUCGAGGCGUCUGCUCCCGGCGGGCGCCUCCAGUCAGCCUCUUUGAGUUCACUGGGGUUCCUGGUGGGGUUGGCGGGGUCACUCGGGAAGCAGGACUUCGUAGGCCGCCCGACCUCACUGCUGCUGCUGGGUGGGCGGAGGGCAGUGAGGCCCUGGGCCCGCAGGGCGCCCCCGAGCCUGGCCGACGGAUGGGGCUGGGGCUGCGACCGCAGAGCCAUGGCAGGGCAGCCACCAAGCUCUGUGGGUCUCCAGCACUGUUCGUGGUGACCGUGAAGCCCCUAGAGAACUGGAAGACAGUCUUCCUGCUGCCAUAGGACUGAGGGGCUUUGGUGACAGUGGCUGAAGUGUUUCUGAAGUCCCAGGACCUGGUGUGAAAUCGUGUGCCACUGGGUUCCCAGAAUGCCCUUCGGGGCCAGGUUAUGUGGGGGCAUGUGUCCGAACCCAGGGCUGGUGGGUUCUGAGCAGCAGGGGGCUCGCUUCUGGGGCGGUAGGUGAAGGCCUGUCUGCACUGGCUGGGGCCAGAAGUGUCCUGGACUCAGUGAACUUGGCCUCCCUCCGACCCUGUCUGUGUCCCAGUCAGGGGGCUGGGCCUGAAGCCACUUCCUCCUGAGCCCCGCUCUGUGGCCCACAGUGCACGGUGAGCCUGUCACGGUCUCUUUCCUCCUUCUCAUCCCUUCCCCCCACCGGCCCACCACUGACCAGCCCUCAGAAGUAAACCCUGCGCUCGGCCUGGCCUUCCCUGCCAGCACCCCCCCCACCCGGGGCAGGCUCGGGGGGACGGCCACCGUCCCCGGACAGCACGUGUGGUGCUGAGUGCAGACCACUCCGACCCAGGCACGGCUCUGUUGCAGGGCCUCACCGGGGGGAGCCAAAUGGGAAUGCUGAGAAGUGCCUUCAGGUGCGUGUUGCUGCGUCGGCUCUUCAGUGUGCCCAGGUUGCAGACGUCAGCUGGAUGAGGACUCCUUAGGGGGCAGUUGUUGCCUGCGGAGGAGCCGCAGCCCGGCCACCUUCCGCACUUCCCUCAGCCCUGAGGGGCCCCAGGCAGGGUGUGGGGUUCGGCGUUCCCCCCUCCCCCGUGGCUGGGCACCUCCACCGGAGGCUGUUAAGGGAAACGCAGGUGUCCAGCUGCCCCAGCUGGGGCCGGGUCUGUCCACUCCGGGAGGCUGAGGUUGUCAGAUUCUCCCAUCUGAGGAAGGGGAGGUGAAGGAAAGAGUCCGAACUAUGAAUUACUGUUUUGGAAAUGUCCCUUUAGGCAGGAACACAGUUUGGCAUCAGAGUUCCAGCAGAAAUGGGGCCUGGGUCCAGCACUCAGCCGUGUUGCAGAUUGUCAAGAAGGCCGAGAGGUCAAUCAGAAAUAAAAUGUUGAAAGAGCCAA